This is a messenger RNA of Megalopta genalis, 2258 nucleotides long. It is a transcript of the gene fng, whose product is annotated as Fringe glycosyltransferase. Gene Ontology annotation, cellular component: membrane. The record is from RefSeq and is a predicted model, not a curated record. Lineage: Eukaryota; Metazoa; Arthropoda; Insecta; Hymenoptera; Halictidae. Gene Ontology annotation, molecular function: glycosyltransferase activity.
GUCGCGCGCCGGGUAGCAGCGAAUGCUUGUGCGUGGUCUUUCGUUGUGUGCUUCUGGGACUUGCGUGACAACCACAAAUUGACUGUCAAUCGCGACACUGUCUCUCUACCGAUACUUCCGUGGCCGCGGAAUUGUGAUAAAAUCGGAGUUUCGAUCGCGCGACGGAAUUUCGACCGGUAAACUCUCGAUCAAUUUAACGCUAAUCAAUGAAACUGCCGGCGAAACGGAACGAUGACACUGUCAGGAUCGCGGGAGUCACGUUGCAGUGAUCGCACCCACAAAUUUUCGCGCGUCGAUUAUUUACGAAACAAACGCAACGAUCCUAUUUGUCGGUGGUCGUAGCCCGCGUUCGAUAUUCGCGCGACGGUCGAUCGAAAGAACAAUCGAAAAGUGUCAAUCGUCGUAUUUGUUUUCGCUGCUUUCGAUAAUCGAUGCGUUGUCGAGGGUGUAACGGAAAGAAACGGGUCAAGUGAUCAACGGCGGUGUGUUGUUAUGACUGAAGUAUUUUUCGCGCGUGAAAAGGAGGAGAAGGAUGCGGGGUGGUCGACGCUGAUCGUUCUCGAGCGAGAAAAACGCGAGAACGCCGAGGAGGAGGGCCGCUCGGUGAAAUUCGGCGCAGGAUUCGCCGGGGCCACCGGUGGCGCCAAAAUGCCCCGUGGCUUGCCGACUAGACGAGGCCUCCAGGCGCUGGCACUUGUUCUCGCAACCGCUUAUGCCACGAUCCUUCUCUACCAAGCCGUUGCCCCACGUCAGUGGGUGGACGAAAUGAUGGUAGAGGUGAAUAGCCGAAGCGUUUUGGUAGAGGUACCUGCAUCAAGGAAAUUGAUCAGCGAAGAAUCAUUGGUGACCUCCGCGAUCGCAACAGCAACCAUGGCACCGCCUUCAACGAACUUAGAUGAUGUGUUCAUCAGCGUGAAAACAACGAAACACUAUCAUCAUUCUCGACUGCCAGUGAUCAUCAACACGUGGUUUCAAUUUGCCAAGGAUCAGACGUGGUUCUUCACCGACCGGGACGAUCCGUACUUCCAGAACCAAACCAACGGCCACAUGAUCAACACCAAGUGCUCCUCCUCGCACAACAGGCGAGCACUCUGCUGCAAAAUGUCCGUCGAGUUCGACAGGUUCCUCGACAGCGGCCGGAAAUGGUUCUGCCACUUCGACGACGAUAAUUACGUGAACGUGCCACGCCUGCUGAAGCUCCUGGACAACUACAAUCCACGGGAGGACUGGUACCUGGGCAGGCCGUCGAUACCGGUGCCCUUGGAGAUCAUCAGACAGGGCCCGGAACCCUCCAAGAGACCGCAAAAGGUGAAAUUCUGGUUCGCGACCGGCGGCGCCGGAUUCUGCAUCAGCAGAGCAUUGGCGCUGAAGAUGACGCCUGUGGCUGGAGGCGGAAAGUUCAUCACUGUGGGCGACAGAAUUAGGUUGCCCGACGACGUGACGAUGGGCUAUAUUAUCGAGUACCUACUGAAGAAGCAGCUGACGGUCGUCGAGCAGUUCCAUUCCCAUCUGGAGCCGAUGAAGUUUCUCAACAAGGACACGUUCGCCGAACAGGUCUCGUUCAGCUACUCGAAGGGUCCCAGGGACGAGUGGAACAUCCUGGAAAUCGACGGCUUCGACAUGAAGGAGGAUCCUAAACGAUUCAGGUCGAUCCACUGCCAUCUGUUCCCCCACGUGGCCAAUUGUCCGCACAGAUGAUGAGCAGCCGUCCGAGCGAGCGUCGGCCGAUGACGGGGAGACGAAGGAAACGGGGCCGACGAUCGAUCGAUCCCGAUCCACGAGGCGGCGGCCCCCUCGCCGUCCAGCCCCGCGUGAUUCAGACGUUCCGCUGCGUCCCUCGCGUUUCGUUAUUCCGUUCGCGGUCACGUUUUGUACAUUGAUUUUGUACAGCACACGGCAGCUCCGUGAACGUUUCUCGAGCGAAUGCCGCGCGGGAGCUUCGCCGCGGUGUCCGUCUCGUUUCUCCCGUUUUCGUUUCGAACGAGACGCACGCGAGCCGCGGAUCUAACCGAUCCUGAUCCUACGAUCGAUCCUGCCGUCUCGCGGAUCACGGGGCAACAGGCUUUAAUUCGUCGAUUAAGAUUGCACGGCGGUCCGCUUUCUCGUCCGCGCGCGCGCGGACCGUAUUUAUAGAGGACCAGUCGUUAGGGAAAAACUGCGGCGAAGGUUUUUUCCUUCCGCCGAGAGUUCAAGGUAUAUAUAUAUACAUACAUUGCAGGGUAUUCCAAAAUUAUGGCAUCUGUAGGAAAUGAGGGGUU